Molecule: messenger RNA, 687 nt
Organism: Closterium sp. Yama58-4
Lineage: Eukaryota; Viridiplantae; Streptophyta; Zygnematophyceae; Desmidiales; Closteriaceae
Source: the annotation of a GenBank genome assembly
AUGGUCGUACUCGCUAUAGUGCUCUCCUUCGUCUACGUUCUAGCGCUUCUGACGCGUCCCGCGUUCUUAUUCCGUCCCGCGGUGCCUGAGCGGCAGGCGACGGCGCUGCCGCAGAGCGGGUGCGAGGCGGCGCGCAACUGCACGGGGACGCUGCUGGACCAAUACGUGUACCAAUGCCAUGACGCGGAGUUCAGGUGCGCGAUUCCCCACCCCCGCGACGUCGAAGAUUCCUCGGAGCCCCUUCCAAGCUUCUUUCGGGUUUUGAAUGUGCGUGCGCACCCCUGUGCUUGCCGCUCCGAGGACCCUGAACCACGCAUGAGGGCGGCACUCGACGGCGCUGCAUUCCCCUCGCGCCGCUGUCCCCCGCGCCGCGUUCCCCCGCGCCGCGUUCCCCCGCGCCGCUGCCCCCCGCGCCGCGUCCCCCCGCGCCGCUGUUCCCACGUGUCGCUGUCCCCUCCCCCGUGUUCCCCCGCCAUUGUUCCCACGCGCCGCUUCCUCCACGCACCGCCUCCCCGCGCAUUACUGCUCUUUUGGAAGGACACGGGGCAGAGGAUGCGGGGGCGGGAGAAGGGCGGGCGGUGGACGGGGUACAUCCUGGAGGUGACGCUGCACCGCUGGCUCAACAAGUCCGCCACCAACCGCUACAAGUGGUGGCACUUCAUGACGCUCAUGGUGGGCACUUCAUGA